Theobroma cacao (cacao) is the source of this 1875-nucleotide messenger RNA. It is a transcript of the gene NHO1, whose product is annotated as Actin-like ATPase superfamily protein. Gene Ontology annotation, biological process: phosphorylation; triglyceride metabolic process; glycerol-3-phosphate biosynthetic process. The record is from RefSeq and is a predicted model, not a curated record. Gene Ontology annotation, cellular component: mitochondrion. NCBI's taxonomy places the organism in Eukaryota, Viridiplantae, Streptophyta, Magnoliopsida, Malvales, Malvaceae. Gene Ontology annotation, molecular function: glycerol kinase activity.
GGAAAAUUUCCAAAUUAAAAAGAAUCCAACCACCAUAUAACAAGCCACCCUCUCAUUUCCCUCUUCAUUCUAUGUUUAUUCUCUGCAACAGUUGACCAACAACUAAGACGAAGAAGAAGAGAGAAAAACACACAGAAGAAUAUGUCAAAGGAAGAGGUUUUCAUUGGCUCCGUGGACCAAGGCACCACCAGUACCCGGUUCAUCAUCUAUGACAAAUCUGCUCGCCCCAUCGGAUCCCACCAGGUCGAGUUCACUCAGUUCUACCCUGAAGCCGGGUGGGUGGAGCAUGAUCCCAUGGAGAUAUUGGAGAGUGUGAGAGUGUGCAUUGCAAAGGCGCUAGACAAGGCUACAGCUGAUGGUCACAACGUAGACAGUGGAUUGAAAGCAAUUGGAUUGACCAAUCAAAGGGAGACAACUCUUCUUUGGAGCAAAUCCACCGGUUGUCCUCUCUAUAACGCCAUCGUUUGGAUGGAUGCUCGUACCAGUUCUGUUUGCAGGAAAUUGGAGAAAGAAUUACCAGGAGGCAGAACACAUUUUGUUGAAUCAUGCGGUUUGCCCAUAAGCACUUAUUUUAGUGCAGUGAAGCUGCUUUGGUUGAUGGAGAACGUGGAUGCUGUUAAAGCUGCUAUUAAAGAGGGGGAUGCAUUGUUUGGAACUAUAGACACAUGGUUAAUCUGGAAUUUAACUGGAGGCGUUAAUGGUGGAUUGCAUGUAACUGAUGUCUCUAAUGCAUCACGGACAAUGCUCAUGGAUCUCAAAACCCUUGAUUGGGAUAAAACUACAUUACAAACUCUAGGAAUACCAGCUGAAAUUCUGCCCAAAAUUAUAAGUAACUCUGAGGUCAUUGGUAAAAUUGGCAAAGGAUGGCCUAUUGCUGGUGUUCCAAUUGCAGGAUGUCUUGGUGACCAACAUGCUGCAAUGGUUGGGCAAGCUUGUCGAAAGGGUGAGGCCAAAAGCACUUAUGGAACUGGUGCCUUUAUCCUUCUCAACACAGGUGAUGAGAUGGUUCGGUCAAAUCACGGGCUCCUAAGCACAUUGGCAUUCAAGCUUGGUCCAAAAGCACCAACUAAUUAUGCUUUAGAGGGCUCUAUUGCUAUUGCUGGAGCUGCAGUUCAGUGGCUAAGAGACAGUCUUGGGAUAAUUAGCACAGCAAGUGAGAUUGAAAGUUUGGCAUUACAGGUUGAUUCCACAGGUGGGGUUUACUUUGUUCCUGCUUUUAAUGGAUUGUUUGCUCCAUGGUGGCGAGAUGAUGCUCGUGGGGUUUGCAUUGGAAUCACAAGGUUUACAAGCAAGGCUCAUAUUGCUCGUGCAGUGCUUGAAAGCAUGUGUUUUCAAGUGAAAGAUGUAUUGGAUUCAAUGCACAAAGAUGCAGGUGAGAAGGGUGAGGUUAAGAAUGAAAAGGGAGAGUUCUUGCUUAGAGUGGAUGGUGGUGCCACUGUCAACAACCUCUUGAUGCAAAUUCAGGCAGACUUGCUGGGGAGCCCUGUGGUGAGACCAGCUGACAUUGAAACAACAGCUCUUGGAGCCGCAUAUGCUGCCGGAUUAGCUGUAGGAGUGUGGAAAGAAGAUGAAAUUUUUGCUUCUAGAGAAAAGAUCAAAACAGCUACUAUAUUCCGUCCUGUACUCAGCGAGGAACUUAGGAAGAAGAAGGCGGAUUCUUGGUGCAAAGCUGUCGAAAGAACUUUUGACUUGGCUGAUCUCUCUAUUUGAUGCACAGUUGUCUUUCUAUUUUCAUUUCUCUGAUGGUGGUUCUGUUUCUGGUUACAAUGUCUAGUCCUGUGUAGAUCUCUGUGAAUGACAGACAUAUCCAUGGUUAUAUUAAACUCUGAAUAAUUGGUAAUAAAAUUGCUAAAUCUAUCAACUAUUUCUAGCCAU